Messenger RNA from Cyclopterus lumpus (lumpfish), 1962 nucleotides. RefSeq names its product dipeptidase 2 (gene dpep2). Bases 116 to 1432 code for a protein of 438 amino acids. Gene Ontology annotation, biological process: proteolysis. The record is from RefSeq and is a predicted model, not a curated record. NCBI's taxonomy places the organism in Eukaryota, Metazoa, Chordata, Actinopteri, Perciformes, Cyclopteridae. Gene Ontology annotation, molecular function: metallodipeptidase activity. The transcript is spliced from 11 exons.
GCCUGUUGUUUAUGUCUGCUCCACAUUUUACUGUUGCGGAGAGCUGGAAAGUUCGCACUGUUUAUGCAGUGGUUAACAAGGUGGUUCACAAGUUUUUUUCACGACCAAGCAGAAUAUGCUUUCCAGGAAAAGUGUCAUCAGUGCGUCAAGCGGAUUCUGGAUGAAGUCCUUUGGACAUCUUGUGGUUCUCUCCUCUCUGUCUUUUUUGGCAUCUGGAUACUCUGAGAGAGAUAGAGUACAUGACUUGAUGUCCCGAUUUCCCCUUAUUGAUGGUCAUAAUGACUUAGCUCUCCAGCUGAGGAUACUUCACAACAAUCGGCUGAGCCAAGUUGACCUUUACAACUUUAGCAAAGUGUCCACCGACAUCACCCGACUCCAAGCAGGCCAUGUGCAGGCACAGAUGUUUGCAGUCUAUGUGAUGUGUGGGGCCCAGGAGAAGGAUGCUGUGAGGCUGACUCUGGAACAAAUAGAUGUGGUUAGACGUAUGUGCACUGAGUACCAGGACUUUGAACUGGUCACAUCCGCCCAGGAGCUGAGGAAUUCUGAGAUGAGGCAUAAGAUUGCCUGUCUAAUAAGUGUUGAGGGGGGCCACUCCAUUGACAGCAGCAUGCCAGCCCUGCGGAUGUUUUACCAGCUCGGGGUGCGCUCCAUGUCCCUCACGCAUACCUGCAACACACCCUGGGCAGAAUCCUCCUCAAAACGUUACAAUGUCUAUCAAAGACAGAACAACAGCCUGACACCUUUUGGGAAGGCUGUGGUCGAGGAGAUGAACCGAAUGGGAAUGAUAGUGGACCUUUCCCACACUUCAUGGGACACUGCCUCGGCCGCACUGAAGCAUUCCAAGGCGCCGGUUAUUUUUAGCCAUUCGUCGUCCUUCUCCCUGUGCAGCCAUGGACGCAACGUACCUGAUUGGCUGCUGCUUGAUCUGAAAAACAAAAGUGGGUUGAUCAUGGUGAAUAUGCACAGCAACUUCGUAUCCUGCAGCGACAAAGCAAACGUCUCUCAUGUGGCUGACCAUUUUGAUCACAUUAAGAAGGUGAUUGGAGCUGAGUCGAUAGGAAUUGGAGGGGACUUUGAAGGUGCUGUGAACUUUCCUCAGGGGUUAGAGGAUGUGUCCAAGUAUCCCGCCCUGAUCCAGGAACUCCUGCGAAGGAACUGGACUGAGAAUGAGUUGGCUGAUGUCCUUCGAAAUAACUUCCUGCGAGUGUUUGAGGAGGUGGAGAGGGUCCGUGAUCAGUUGACUUCGACCCGGCCCAGUGAGGUCCAGAUCUCCUUAGAAGAGGUGCAGAACCCAUGCAGGCUGGUCCUUAGACCUCCGAGCCCAAGAGGGUCCUCUCACCAGAAUCCCUCAUCCGGAGACCAGCAUGAACCAAAGGUUCUGCUAAUCCUGACCAUAGUUCUAAUGCUUUCCAGCCUACUUAUGAUCGAAUGAAUGUUUAGAAACUCUGUUCAGCUUCACCUGACCAUGUAUAAAUUAUUAUAAAAAACUAUAAAUAAGGAGGGGUUAAUGAAAUUGCUGUAUCAAUUUGUGGGCAACCCCAGGACUAAAGAUAAGGAGAGAAUCCCUUUAUAUACAAAAAAGCAUUCAAUGUGUAGCCUCAUUUGGUAGGUAAUGUAAACGCUGCCUCUUUACAUACAGUACAACUACAUUUAAAUUGACAGAACAUCAAUCCCAGGGCACUUUACUAUUCAUUUAAAAUAAAUAUAUUUAGUUUAAAUUGAAUGUGUUAUACUGGCGGCCUGUCCAGGGUGUCCCCUGCCUUCGCCCUAUGUCAGCUGGGAUAGGCUCCAGCGCCCCCGCGACCCUAAUGAGGAUAAGCGGUAUUGAAAAUGGAUGGAUGGAUGGAUGAAUGUGUUAUACCUCUGCUGACAUAAUCUCUGUGAAAAUGUAUGACAUGAGACAGAUGACGAAAACUGCUGAGAUAGCACAUUAAAGUUGUUAUUUUAUUUUUUGUUUGUGAC